AUGAUCUAUGACUGUAUUGUGCUACCAGGCGGCGGAGUCGAUGAUGAUGGAAAUCCGUCUGCAUGGGUAGCUGCUCGAUUGGAUCGUGCUGUUGAAAUGGCCUCAUCAACAUGCUACUUUUUGGUUUUAAGUCGAGGUACAACGCAUCGCCCACCCGUACUCGAUGCACAUUCGUUUCCUGUCGAUGAAGCAACCGCUAGUGCAGCGUACUUGAUGGAAAGAAAUAUUCCAUCGGAGAAGAUUCUGAUCGAAAAUUGGUCGUUAGACACGAUUGUAAUUACAAAUGAAUUUCAUAUGCUUCGAACGAAAAUGAUCUUCGACUGGAUCUUUUCAUUGGCAAGUUCGAGUAAAGAUCGAUGCACAAGAUUUCAUCUCGAUUACUUCGCUGUGCCAAAUCAAGGCAUGACGAAUGAACAACUGAUCGCUCGUAUUCAAAAAGAAGCUCUCGCUUGUGAAGACUUACAAAUCAAAACUCAGCACAUCACGACUUUCCCUCAAUUGGUCCGAUUUUUAUUCGUCGAACAUGGAGCAUACAAGGCCAAACCUCUUCAUUCACGUCGAAAAGUACGCCCAUGCACACACACAGAGAUGAAACAUUAA
Adineta ricciae is the source of this 600-nucleotide messenger RNA. NCBI's taxonomy places the organism in Eukaryota, Metazoa, Rotifera, Eurotatoria, Adinetida, Adinetidae. The record is from the annotation of a GenBank genome assembly.